UGUGCUGCUUUAGUCGGGGAAGACCAACCUCUCUGCCCAGAUCUCCCAGAACUCGAUCUCUCCGAAUUAGACGUGAAUGACCUGGAUGACAACGGGUUCCUGGGUGGACUGAAGUGGUACAAUGACCAAUCCGAAAUCAUCUCCCAUCAGUAUCCUACUGAGACAUCCAACAUAUUUGAG
Messenger RNA from Notechis scutatus (mainland tiger snake), 180 nucleotides. The record is from RefSeq and is a predicted model, not a curated record. NCBI's taxonomy places the organism in Eukaryota, Metazoa, Chordata, Lepidosauria, Squamata, Elapidae.